This is a messenger RNA of Vespa crabro (European hornet), 4084 nucleotides long. RefSeq names its product probable serine/threonine-protein kinase mps1 (gene Mps1). Gene Ontology annotation, biological process: peptidyl-serine phosphorylation; protein localization to kinetochore; meiotic spindle assembly checkpoint signaling. The record is from RefSeq and is a predicted model, not a curated record. Gene Ontology annotation, molecular function: protein serine/threonine/tyrosine kinase activity; protein serine/threonine kinase activity; ATP binding. The transcript has 8 exons. Bases 967 to 3687 code for a protein of 906 amino acids. Gene Ontology annotation, cellular component: kinetochore; nucleus; spindle. NCBI's taxonomy places the organism in Eukaryota, Metazoa, Arthropoda, Insecta, Hymenoptera, Vespidae.
UUACUCUACCAACUAAUUUCAUUACAAAUAAUGUGUGCAGAUGAAAAGGAGACAUUAGAUAUGCUUUUGAACUUAUGGUUUCAAGUAUGGUAUUUGGAAUGAUUUUGAAAUUUAAUAUUCAAAUAUUUUAAAUGCUUAAGCGUGGUUUAUUUUGUAAUAAAGUGGGUUUAAUUAAAAUUCCACAAAUUUUAAUGUAUGUGCAUAAUAUGUUGCAUAAUUUUUCAAAAUUAUAGAAAAUCAGAUUGAAGAAAAAUUAAAAUAAAGUACGAUUUGUUUAUCUACGGACAUAACAUUUUUUCGGAAGUUUGCGUAAUACAUAAAAAAGAGAUAGACGAUCGUAUUGUUUAAAAAUGCAUUAUAGUCUAGUGCUCUUUUGAAUUUUUAAUUUAUGGUCCUAUGAAUUGAGAGAUUAUAGUAGGAAAACAAUCUUAAAUUGAGAAUGUUUCUAUCCAUGUGCCAUCUAGCGGAGAAUAAGUAUGUGUGUUAUAUUUUAUUGAUAGAUUAUUAAAAUGUAAUAACUCGAUUAAUUUUUAUUGGUCUUAUUAUAAAAAAUUAAAAAAAAAUUGGAUGUUUUUCGUAUAGAUAAAAGAAAAGAAAAUGAAAAGAUCUAAUGGUAUUCGUAGCGCUCUAACAUCAACCAAUCAGAAUGUUUCUUGAGGAUUUAAAUUUUGAUGACGUAUAAAGUAAUAACCGGUAGAAAGUAAAUGAAACAGUUUGUAUUUGAAAAUCCAAAAUAUGGAUAUUAUAUGGUAUUUAGAAUUAAUUACAAUGUACCAUUUGAUAUAAUAACCUAUUCCGAUGAGGAAAAUUGACAAGUGCGCGUAUGAUGGUGUUUCUAAAUGAACAAAAGUAGAUUAUUCUAUCAUUUCUUUUUGCUCGGUUUCUUUCCAGAAAUAUUGCUAUUUUAUUACUUUCGUGAGAUUAAUCGAUUGCAAAUCACUCGAAAAUAUUUUUGCAAAGUUUUAAAUGAUGGAAGAUCAUCAUUCUGCUCGAUCAAGUUUUGGUGCUGGUGGAUUGCAUGCACGUCCAAAGUUUCAACCAGUUCGUGUGAAAGCUUUAUUGCAUUUUUGUGAAAGCGAUGACGAAGAAAAUGAAGAAAAUAUAAUUAAUAUAGAAAAUAAAACAGACUAUGAUGAUGUUGGAGUAUUACCUUUAAAUGAUUCUAUUCAAGAUGUAUGUUGCAACGAUUCGUCAUUGAAACAUAUAUCACAUUCUGAAAGUAUCGAAGGGAAAUCAAAAGAAGAACAUGUUGGUGUUUUAUUGAACUCUUCUUUCAAAGAAUAUUUACAAAGCAAUAAUGAUAAUAAAGCAAAUAGUAGUAUUAGGUCAUCGGUGGAAAUGGAUACUAUUGUAUAUAAUAAUGUUAAUAGGACUGAUGAGGACGAACAAGAAAAGAAUCAGAAAGUAAUAUCUUUUAAAAAUACUUGCAUAGAGAAUAUUAAAAACAGUGAUCUUUUGGAUACAAUGCAGCAUGGAAAUUCUUUAUUUCAUGAUGCGACCGAAAAUGAGGGAAAUGCUAAUUUAGGAUUGAAAUUGUAUCAAGAAAAUGUGUUAGCCUUAAAAGAAUAUGAAAAUACUCCAUUAAAUAUCUAUGUUGAACGUAUGGAACAGAAACAAGGAAAUCUGAUUAUGGAAGAAGAUAUACAUAAAGAAAGGCUUGAUCAUAAAAGUGAAAAUAAACCUUAUAAGGAUACAGAAAGCGGUAUUGGACAUGUUUCCUUUAUACCUUCUAAUGACAAAAAUACAUUGCGAGAUAUAAACCGUGCAGUUACAAAUCAAUCAAAGUCAAAAUUUCUUAUGGACGAGAAGUAUUUAAACUCAGAAAAUCUUUGUUCAGAGAUACCAUCUAUUUCUGAUACUGGAUCAUCCAUUUAUUCUGUUUUAACAGCUACUCCCUUAAAACACACAAAUCUCCAUUCAGUAGAAUCAAAUUCAUGUAUUUUGCAAAACAAAUUACAAAAUGAGGUUCUAACAGAUGCAGCUCAAACUCCAUCAACAAUUCUUUCGACAUGGUCGCAGAAUAAUGCAAGACAAAUGCCGCUCCACAAUAGAGGUUUAUCCACUGUCGAAUCUACACCGACUUCUGCCAAUUCCAUUUUUAUACAAGGAAUAAGAAAAAUGGAUGAUAUGCCUAGAUAUUUUUAUCAACGAGGAAAACGUAUGAGACAACCCCUAGGAAUUACUAUGAGUUCCGAUCAAUCUGAUUCUGUUAAUAACUUCUGUAUUUUUUCGGCAAAAUCUAAAGUCCAAACAUUACACAAUAAGCAAUUGUCAAGAGUAGAAGAAGCUGAAACUGAUAAUAAUAUAUUUGAUACACCAUCUGGAGAGAAUAAAUCAGGGAGAAAUUCUGUAAUUAAAGAAAAUAUAGAGCAAUUAGAGAAUAAAUUUAUGCAGUCGGAUGUUGGUGGUGGCUCUGCCGAACAAUCGGAAUCUGUUAAAAAUCUUAAAUUAAUGGACAUAGGCAAGAAUGAUGAAAGGAUAAAGAAUACGAUAGAAGAAAAUGUAUUUGUUUCCGAUAAGCAUGGUAUAUCCAUCUCUAAAGCGGAAUUAAUGAAUUCGGAAGAACAAAAUGUCAUUUCUAAUGAGAGAGUAGUAGAAGAGAAUAUAAAAGAAGUUGUAGAUAAAAUAUCGAACGUGCAGGUUUCAAUACCGUCAAAUCCCUCCAACUCAAUGGAAAGAUAUAAAAGGAUAAUGAUAAAAAAUAAAGAAUAUUUAAUUCUGGGUACUUUAGGACGUGGUAUGAGUGGAGAAGUUUUACGAGUACAAGAUUUGACAUCGUCCGAAUUACGAGCUAUCAAAUGUGUAAAUUUGAGCCGUAUGGAUAAGGAUUCAGCUCAAGGAUGUUUAGAAGAAAUUUCUAUGCUACAUAAACUGCAGGCUUCAUGUAUAGUCAGGAUGUUUGAUUAUGAGAUAAAAUACCCUUUAGUCUAUGUAGUAAUGGAGAUGGGUGAUACAGAUCUUAGUCGUUUAUUGAAACUGACAUCACAGGAGAAACAACUUCCAUUAACAAUGAUUCUUUACUAUUGGACGGAAAUGUUGACAGCUGUUAAGCAUAUACACGACAAUGGAGUCAUACAUUCAGAUUUAAAACCAGCUAAUUUUUUAUUAGUACGUGGUCGUCUAAAAUUAAUAGAUUUUGGUAUUGCUUCUAGUAUGAAUGCAGAUAUGACCUCUGUUGUAAAAAAUUGUCCAAUUGGUACUUUAAAUUAUAUUAGUCCAGAAGCUCUAAUGGAUAUUGGUGGAAACGGAGAUUCUCCUAAUCACAAUGUUAAAUAUAAAAUAAGUUACAAAUCGGAUGUGUGGUCACUAGGAUGUAUUUUAUAUGGUCUUGUGUAUGGACAAACUCCAUUUCAUCACAUACGUCCUCAGUGGGCUAAAGUGAAUGCAAUAACGAAUCCGAAUCCAAAGAUAGCUUUUCCAACGUCUAUACUUUUGCUUGAUAAAACAGAGAAAUUCGAACCACCUCUCAUUUUAAUUGAUGUGAUGCGUAAAUGCCUUCAACACAAUCCUAAAGUUAGACCUACAGUGGCAGAACUCUUGCAGAUACAAUAUAUACCUGCCAGACAGGAUAAAGCUAUGUUAUCUAUUCCUCCUGAGAUUCCUCCAAAUAUUUUAGUAAAGAUAAAGCAUGCGUUAACUGAAGAAGAAUGGAGAAAACUGAUACAGGUGUUGGAAAAGAAAUCCUAAUAAAAAAAUAAUAGCAUUGAUGUUGUAUGCCAAUCAUCAUAAUUCAUGUACAUAGAAUAUAAUUGUUAUAUAUAUAUAUAUAUAUAUAUAUAUAUAUAUAUGUAUAUAUAUAUAUAUAUAUAUAUAUAUAUGUAUAUAUAUAUAUAGAGAGAGAGAAAAAGAGAGAGAGAGAGAGAGAGAGAGAGAGAGAGAGAGAGAGAGAGAGAGAGAGAGAGAGAGAUACAUAACAAAAUGAUAAAUAAUUCGUCCAGCGACAUAAGACGAAUGUAUCAAACGAUAAAAUGAUCAUUUAAAUGUAAUAUAAUGAGAGAAGCAUCAAAAUGCCUGUGUAAUACAUACGUAAAUAUUUGGCAUUGAUAUAAAAUAAUUACAAUAGUAAAUGAUAAAUUAACCUGCA